CAGAGUUCCGGGAUGAAGCCGCCGCAGCGAAGGCGGAAGGUCCCGGCCCGCUACGUAGGUGAGACUACCGGACCUACGGCAUGGAGCCCCCGCGAGAUGCGGCAUCUACUGAGACUACUGCAAGCUCGGCGGGACCAGCCGGAGCCAGACGCCGCCGAGCUGGCCAAGGAGCUGCAAGGCCGCAGUGAGGCGGAGAUUUGCCGAUUUAUCCAGCAGCUCAAAGGUCGAGUGGUUCGCGAGGCCAUUCGGAAGGUGCACCCAGGUGGCACAGAAGGUCUAAGGCGUCAAGAAGCACAGCUCCCAGCCCCCAUAGAGGUAUGGAUGGAUCUUGCUGAGAAACUGACAGGCCCACUGGAGGGAGCCCUGACUGCAGCUUUCUCCCAGGUGCUCACCAUUGCUGCUGCAGAACCCAUCAGCCUCCUGCACUCCAAGCCGGGCAAGCCCACGAAGGCCUGUGGAAAGCCACUGCUGUUCUUGAGUACCCAAGGAGGGCAGAGGAAUCCUGGACUUGAAGCCUCUGGACCUGCCCCUAUGACUGCUGAGUCCACUCCUGAGGCCUCUGUCCCUGUCCCUAAGGCCUCUGAUCCCAACCCUGACACCUCUAACCUUGCCUCUGAGGUCACUGUCUCUGAUACCCCAACCAAGUCCCUAACUGGCCCCUCCACAGAGAGAGACUUCACUGUGGACUUCGAGAAGAUCUACAAAUAUCUGUCCUUCUCCUUCAGAAAUGGCCAUGGCCCUGAGCUCUCAGCAGCUGAGUCAGCUGUGGUCCUUGACCUGCUCAUGUCACUUCCAGAGGAGCUGUCCCACCUGCCUUGCACAGCCCUGGCUGAACAUAUGAUGAAAACAUAUGCUCAGCUGAUGGCCCCCCAAACAUCUCUGCCUGGUGAGAAGAGCCCCAAGCCUGGGAGUGACGAUAGAGGGGCUGGCUCCAAGGGGCUGGAGGAGCCUGACCAAGCCAAUCUUCAAGCCUCUGAGCCCAUACAACAGAAGCCUGCCUGGCAAGCAGUUGGGAUCUGCCCAUUGAACCCAUUCCUGGUACCCCUAGAGCUACUGGGCCAGGUGCCCACCCCUUCGAGGUGAAGAAUAUGGAAGACCAGAUAUGCUCACUUCUGCCUGGAACUUCAGUCCAACACCUGGUACUGAAAGGCCAGGAGGAUGAUUGUGGAAGUCCCUGACAUGGUGUUCAGCCACAGGCUAAGUCUUCAGAUGCUGCACACAGCAAGCAGCAGCCUCAGAAAGAGAAGUAGCUGUAAUGAGUGGAGAUAGAGAACUCUGCACACACAGGCAGAAUUCCUGGACAGACAGAUGGGGCUGGCUUCCCUAGCCCAGCUGUGCCUUGUUCUCUGCUGUGGGUACCAUAAGAGCAUCAUCUGUUUCAUGUAUAUGCCCUUCUCAAUCUGGGCUUGCAUUUAGAUUCCCUCAACUGACCACUGUACAUUUCUCCCCACCCUUUUCUGGGGUGCCCUGUAAC
Messenger RNA from Phodopus roborovskii (desert hamster), 1474 nucleotides. RefSeq names its product small nuclear RNA activating complex polypeptide 2 (gene Snapc2). The record is from RefSeq and is a predicted model, not a curated record. Gene Ontology annotation, cellular component: nuclear body. NCBI's taxonomy places the organism in Eukaryota, Metazoa, Chordata, Mammalia, Rodentia, Cricetidae. Bases 13 to 1083 code for a protein of 356 amino acids. Gene Ontology annotation, molecular function: RNA polymerase II general transcription initiation factor activity. The transcript is spliced from 5 exons. Gene Ontology annotation, biological process: snRNA transcription.